AUGUCUCACAUCCAAUACUACGCAUACAAGGACAUUGGCGACGAGAAACACGUCAAGUUCCGCUUCAGCCAGGCCGUGCGCCUUGGAGACCGCAUCGAAUGCGCCGGGCAAGGCGGCUGGGAACCCAAGACAGGCGAAUUCGAAAAGGAAAUCAAGGCCCAGAUUGAUUUGGCCUUUGCCAACGUUAAGCGUAAUCUCAAGGGUGCUGGAGGGAAGGGCUGGUCCCAGGUCUUCAGAGUGAACUCGUACCAUGUGCCUAUUACCAACGAGGCGCUUGAUGCGAUGGUGCGGAGCUUCAAGAAGUACAUGCCGGAUCACGAGCCUAUUUGGACUUGCGUGGGAGUUACUCGGCUGGGUGAGGAUGAUAUGCGUGUGGAGACUGAGGUCGUGCCUCAUGAUCCGGAGGGGGCUAAGGCUGCUGGGUUGAUAUAA
Aspergillus calidoustus is the source of this 432-nucleotide messenger RNA. The record is from the annotation of a GenBank genome assembly. Lineage: Eukaryota; Fungi; Ascomycota; Eurotiomycetes; Eurotiales; Aspergillaceae.